Messenger RNA from Linum trigynum, 1112 nucleotides. The record is from the annotation of a GenBank genome assembly. NCBI's taxonomy places the organism in Eukaryota, Viridiplantae, Streptophyta, Magnoliopsida, Malpighiales, Linaceae.
GCCUCUGUUCCAUCGUUUUCCCAGGAAACAAACAGAAAAAAAACAGUACCAUUACCAGCCCAUCCUGUUUCUCCCUCUCUCUCUCUCUCUCUCUCUCUCUCUCUCUCUCUCUCUCUCUCUCUCUCUCUAUAGCGUUCUUUUGAAACCGCACAAGAUUAGGGAAGUCAGCCCAAGCCUUGUAAGUUGGUAUCUUUUCUUCAGUUUUUCUCCCAGCUGAAAAAAUGGAGGGGUUAAUCUCGAAAGAGUCAUCCUUUAAAAAGGAUUCACAGCAACAACCAGAUCAUCUUCAACCUUCUCAGUUCAUCAAGUCCCUCCAAGAACUCAAGGAGUUGCGUUCUCAGCUCCAUCAUGCAGCAGACUACUGGGAGAAAAGUUUCCUGAAUGCCAAACAGAAGAAAAAGGUUGUGGAUAGCACAAAAGAGUACGUCUGCACUGCUGUGGUUGCGGUUGUGGAUCACCUAGGCAGCGUUUCAACCAAUCUGAACACCAUCAUUUCCCAAAAGGCCAGUGGCUUCUCUGAGGCUGAGCUUAGGAUUGACACCCUGAAGCAAAGAUUCCUUGCCUAUGAACUGUAUGCUCAGAAGUUUGCUCUGACUAGAACGAGAUGGUGCUUUAACAUUAUCCCCAAAUCGCACCGCCGCUUUCUGUCCACACCUAAUCUUGUCAGCGCAGAGAAAUCGUCAGAUGAGGACAUCAGGGAUGCAAGCUCUGUGUCUGCCUGGGAAAAGAGCGACACCGAGUUGAUAUUCGAGGCAGAGGACUUGCCGCUUUUCCUCUACACCUACGCUCACAAGGCUUCACCAGCCGACGCCAAUAUCUCCGCAGUGGGAGUCCGUGACGCCGUUACAAUUUGCCGGAAAGGACAGGCUCCCACGUUUCAUUUCCAGCAGAGCGGUAUUCCUGAGCAGAAGAAGCAUGGCCGGAGAAGAUUGUCUGGUCGUAGUAGCGGUGACAUCAUGGCUCUUGUUCGCCGGAGCAAGCGGCCGGCGGGAUUGGAGGGCUGGUGAAGGGGAGGAGAUUUGUUUGUAAUUUUAUGCUUACUACUGUUCUUCUGUAUGUUGUAAGAUGUAACCCCGGUAACCUUAAUAGUUUUCCGUCUGAUGUCCAUUAAU